Lingula anatina is the source of this 2903-nucleotide messenger RNA. RefSeq lists its product as uncharacterized. The record is from RefSeq and is a predicted model, not a curated record. Lineage: Eukaryota; Metazoa; Brachiopoda; Lingulata; Lingulida; Lingulidae.
GGCAUAUAUAAGUGGUCUAAGAAUUUUAAUAUACAAGUGAGCACAGGGGAUGUGUAAAUAUGCGACACCUAGGCGUGCUUGGACUUGUUGUAUUAUUACGAUAAGGUAAUCGAGGGUUAAAGUACUUUCCACUGAUAAGCCUCGCUCUAGUAUCAUACCACCUUCGUGUUAUGUCAAUACAAGUUAAUGACGUCGCAUCAGAAAGGAGUCCGUCUGUGUGGUGCGUUAAGAAAAAGGGUAAAAGUUUGAUCAAAGAUCACUUAGGCUAGCGUCCUUGAAGGAGCAAGGACAUAAAUUUAAUAUUAACACAGCAGAUGUGUGUAUAGGACACCUCGUUUUCUGUUGGGGAGGAUAGAUUUAGUGAUCUAACGGAAAAAUUGGCCGGCAUUUGAGGCACACACUCAAGAAUAGCCGCAACAGUCUCACGCCGUCCUUGUGAAGUUUGCUUACUACUACAGCGUCAGCGAUAUCGGUCCGACUCUAAGAACUGUUUUGCCUUGGAAAAAACUCUUGAUUUGUGGUGUUUAAUGUUGGUUUGUCUUGGCUCGUUACAAUUUUCAUCUUGAUUACCCCAUACUCCGGCAUUCGCGCAGGUUUUGAUUAACUUUGAAGGAGCAACUAGAAAACUGCAUAGGAUUAGACAAAAAUACAACUAAUUCACAGAAUCGACGUCGUAUAAAUCUACGACAGAGCUUACAUCAUGCGGCCGCAUAACGCCGCAUGCGCACUGGCGCAUCUUUUCCUGUUUCUACGCAGUGCUUUCGCCAACACUAUCGACACGUGCGUUUUCGCGGAAACCGGAGACGUCAUCUUUGAAGAGGCAGUUUAUGACGCAGCAACAGUGUUCCAUGGAAAAGUUCUGGACCUUUACAAACUGCCGUCCGCUCUUAUAACAAAUGACGGGAAAACUGGCGGGACAACUAUAAAAUACUUUGUCAAAAUGCAGAUCAUAUGCGUCUUCAGAACCAAUGAGCGUGCCCCGGAACUUCCGGUUAAUGUCACAUUAGAAUCUAAAUGUCCGUUCACGCAUCUGAACCUCCACGGAGAAUUCAUCGUCGCUCACAAAUAUUUCGCAUCUUUGAAAAUGCUAGAAAAAAUAGGAGGCGGAGACAUGGUACCGAGCGAGGGGGAGGACAAACAGACCUAUCUGAGUGAGGAAAGGAACGUUUUUAACGCUACCAAGGACAGACUCGGUCUAGUAGCCAACGUGUGCGGCAUGGUGAAUGUGGUGCCUUUAGACGCUUCCGUCUCAAACGUCAGGCGUAAACGUAACAACGCGCGACUAGCCACGCCCCGUAUAGCCCAGUGCCCGGAUGUUAGCGUUACCAAGGAUACGUGCAUAAAUCCACGCGCCUCACGAAGUGGAAGUUCAGGACUAAUAAUUCAGUUACCAGUCAUCAUUCUACUGGCUGCUUUUGGAGCAUUGUUUGUGAAUUUAUAGAGCAGAGCCUCCGUGCGACUAUUUGUUGAAUUUAUUGUUAUCCACACCAAAGACCAAAAUAUCCAAGGUGAUUUUGCUUAGUGAACAUAAUUGCGUUAUACCAAUCAUUCUUAUAGCAGGCUUGGCAUUAUACAAGUUAUUUUGCGAUAUGUCUACUGCAAAAUGUAAGUGAAGUUAAAUGAUCAACCUCGCAUUACACUAUCAAUGUACACGCACGGUUUUAUUGGCCAUUAAUUUAUUCAUUCCAAACAAACCUUGACACGUAGACUGUUUGUACUGGCUAUCGAGGAAAUGUGUCAUUUUGUAUCACAUGGAACGACAGGAAAAUGGCGGCGAAGUGAGUUUAGAGCGACAUCCUUUAUCUUGUUUUAUUUCAGCCAACAACAUUUAUGUAAAGUUAUUCAGCAGAAUUAAGUUGAUGGGAAAGACAAUAAACUAGAUAGUCAGACAUGCAGGGGCGGAUUCAGAGAUAUUUUCUGACAGUCUUCAAAAUUAUCUUUGUUGAUCCAUCCACCAUUUUUGACCGUCUUCCGACAGAAAAAAUAGAUAGGCCCCUACCCGUCAAUGUUAAUUUGAAAAUCUGACCGUCUUCAGGAAGAACCAGAAGACGCCCUUAAUCCGCCCCUGGACAUGACUGGUCGCCAUAAAGUGAAAAUAGAUGUACACAUCUUUCCGUCUAAUGUAUACCUAGAGUAGGCCUACACUUAAUAUUUGUUUUGACGGAAAUUAAUUUAAAUGAGAAAAUAAUUUUACUGUUGAUGUAGAAAUUCCAGUGCUACGAAAAGCUUAGUUAUUUUACAAGAUACAUGUUUUACAAGAUAUGUCUUCCAUUACAAUUUGGAAUUCCAUGUAACUGUAAACAUUAGCGCUGCUUUGCUUCAGUUUUCUUCCAAAAGUUUGAAGUUUUUGUGCUCUGUUUCACGUGAUUAAUUAAGUUUAAAGAAAACCGGAAACUGAAUAAUUGUCCCCGAUUGCUUAAUUGAAUAUGUAUAUAUUAUGUAUUAUAUGGCUAAAUUAUAUUUUUGUUAUGCUUGGAGGAGUUCAAUUUUACUUGAGUGCUUGGUUGCAGUUUUCUCUAAUAAUUAAUAAAUAGUAUAUUUCUCGUCAUCUUCCACCAAGCAUUCGUGAUAUAAAUGCCACGGCCGAUGGCGCUGGGGUCGAUUAGAAGAUUACACUGUAUAUAUUUUAAAAUCUUCAACGAAGAAUACAAAUAUGUAUUCAAAGAUAUACUUUCAAAGUAACAUCAGUCAUUCUCUUUGUUUUAAAUAUAUGUUUGCUACUUAUUGGAGACUUUGUGUAUAAAUUGUAAAUACUGUAUAUUUGAAUGUAUGUGAAGUGCGGUAUUGUACACAUACUUUGGGAGGGUGAGACAAAAAGAUGCUUGUUGCAUUGUUUUCAACAUUGUUAAGUUUAUGUAUUUCAGACAAGAAAUAUAUACCAUCUCAGUAAAAAAUGCGUUUGU